AUGGCAGCUGCUGUGGAAGGUUGUGAAUGCCCUGAGAUCGUUUUGGAGAUGGCCGUCCAGGGCAGCAGCUGGCUGCCAAUGGCUGGAGAGGGUGGCCUUUGUAAGGAUUGGAACUCCAGAGAGUGCGUGGUCGACGGCUUAGUACCCGGAACCACCUACGAGGGCCGUGUGCAGAUUUCAUGCCAAGCAUCAGCUUUAAGCAGCAUUUGGACUUACGCAGGUGCCACGGUGACCACGAAUUUGGAAGCUCUGGUGGUGGAGGGCAGCAUCUCUGUGACAGCGGCUCGACGCUUGAGCGCGAACGCUCGUCGCUUGGCGGAGCAACAGCUGCAGAAGGUCUUGAGCGAGGUCACUGCAGUGGAGCUGCGCUCGGUGUUGGUGACCACUGAAGGUAGUGACACGUCGUACCUUGUGGCAGCUUCAACCCUUGGGAGCGACGAUGCUGCUGCGGAGUUGGAAGCACAGGCUGCGCAGAGGCGUUUGGAAGACUCCUUCGCGACAGACUUUUCAGAUCGCCUGUCCUCGGAGCUGGGCUCCUCUGUCGAGGUGAAGGUUGUGCUGCCUCCCGACGUGGCACGCCGCAGCGAGGCUUUCCCCAGCUGUGGCUUGCCGCCGUCGGUGGCGAACUCUGCCAGAAACUGGUCCUCCACCAGCUGUUUGGGCCGAACUUGGUCUGACGGACCCUGUGACGUGCCAUGUGAUGUGGGUUUCCUGCCGGAAGGAGGUGGAUUUCUCUGUAGUUUAGAUGGAGAAUGGUCCUCUUCGCCACGCUGUGCCUCAAUUUGGUCUGUGGGAGACUGGGGUACAUGUCAAGGAGUUGCUGACCACUGCGGUGAUGGAGGAUUGCAGCAGCGCCAGGUCACCUGCCCUGAAGCCUCUGGUUGCCAUGCCAUGUCAAAGCCGAUAGAGGAGCAGAGUUGUCGCGCGACCAGCGGAUGCCUUUGGGUCGAAGGUGUUUGGUCCGCCUGUUCCAACGACUGCGGUGUCGGUGAAAGGUCCCGCAGCAUCACAUGCUCCUCGCCAUUGGCGUCGGAUUGCGCAGACAAAGCGCUGCCGGUGAACAGACUCUGA
Messenger RNA from Cladocopium goreaui, 1071 nucleotides. The record is from the annotation of a GenBank genome assembly. Lineage: Eukaryota; Dinophyceae; Suessiales; Symbiodiniaceae.